AUGGACGCCGCCCACCCAGUCGCGCCCUCUGCCCCGCCAGGCAAGCGCGCCGCCAGCGACGCGCACUCGGGGCCCCGCAUUGCCCACACGCUGACGGCCUGUGUGCGCUGCCGCACCAGGAAAACGAGAUGCGACCCCGGCCUCCCUCGCUGCGGCCCCUGCGAGCGCAACAACGCCCACUGCGAGUAUUUCGACCCGGCCAAGAACGCAAAGAUCCCGCGCAACUACGUCGUCCACCUGCAGCAUAAGGUCCGCGAUCUGGAGCGCCAGCUGGAGGAGCUGGACAAGGAUGACUUCGAGCCCGACACCGAGGACGUCGUGCGCGGCGCCGCCGCCGUGCGCAUCCACGAGAGCACCGAGAACCGCUUCCUGGGCCCGUCGAGCGGCAUUGCCAUCGUCAAGCUGGUCAUGCAGCUGGCCAAGCAGUUCACCGAUUCCAAGAGCAUUUCGGAAAUCGUCCCCGACUCGCAUGCGCGCCUCGUCAAGGAGGCCUUCCGUCAAGAAGAUGCCAAGCCCACCUCCAAGAUCUACCCUCUCGUGAGCGAUGUCGCCGCCGAGGAGUUGCCCACGCGCGACCUGACCAAUCUGCUCGUCCAGCUCUUCUACCUCAAAGUCCAACCCAUGUACCCUAUUUUGCACGAGCCGUCCUUCCUGCAAGACGUCGAAGCUGUUUACAACAAUACUGCCAAUGCAUACCAGAAUUUCAUGGUGCGCAUGGUCAUUGCCAUCAGCCUUCAGAAGAUGGAUACGCAGUAUGCAGGACUGGCUGAUGCGUACUACCUCGCAGCCCUGCGCUCCCUCGAGGCUGCGGUUAAACCAAUGGACUUGGGUACAAUUCAAUGCUUCUGCCUCAUUGCCGGCUAUUCUCUGACAACGCCUACCCGUACCGCUGUUUACUACAUAGUAGGCCUGGCCGUGAGGCUUGCCGAAGCGCUUGGGCUCAAUGAGGAGAAGACUGUCGUGCUCGGGAAGGGAGGGAAGAUGGCCGAUCCUCUUGAGGUGGACAUGAGACGGCGUGUAUUCUGGUGCAUCUUGACCAUGGACCUCGGCUUGGCACACAGUCUGGGCCGUCCAGCAAUUAUGGCGACGCGCCAAGAGCAUUUUGAUCUGCAGUUCUUCUCCAUGGUCGAAGACCAGUUUAUCCAGCCUACGGGCAUUUUGCCUGCGCAGCCUUGCCUCAAAAAGUGGAUUGCUAUCCACUUCUUCCGGAUGAGGCUGUUACAAUUGGAGAUUCGGAGAAAAUUGUACCAGAAGAAGAGACCCGAGCCGAAAGAUGACCAGGAUCCUUGGUUCCAACAGAUGGAAGCGAAACUAAUUGCUUGGAGAGACACGAGCCCCGAGGUUGACGGUGGAUCGGGUCUCAACAAAGUAUGGUUCGUCGGUCGCUACAACACGAUGAUUGUCUUCCUGUUCCGCCCUUCGCCACAAGUCCCUCGUCCCUCUGUUCGGGCCGCGACCCAAUGCUACGACGCUUGUGAAUACAACAUUUACAUGCAGCGCAAGCAGAUAGAGACGAGAAGCGUUGAACUCACCUGGAUCUUUACUCAGUCCAUUUUCAUGGCUAUCAACACAAUGUUGUGGUCGCUUUCCUACGCCGAAGUUCGUCGUAUGCAUUCUCGAGAAGACGUAGAGCGCCAUCUCCAGGUCGCCCUAGAUGCCAUCGACUUGGCUUCGGAGAGGUGGCCUGGUGUCGCUUCCGCCAGGGUCCUCUAUCAAAACCUCAUCGAGGCUUGCCUCAAGGUGUAUGGGAAGAAGGGGGACAUUCCGAUAUCUGCAACAUCCCCGUCCGACAGUACUUCGGCUCCGUCUCCGAGCGUAAGGGACGACGGUAGCACCAGAUCUCGAACUAUGAGCCCAGCAACGGUAUCCACCGGAUCACUAUCAACUCCCCCGGAGCGUCCCGAUGCGCCUUUCGGUUACAUCUCCCCCCAAACCAAGCUCGAUUUCAACAUGAACAACGACCAAAACCAAACCGGCUUCUCGAUGUACCAGUCCCAACAGCAUCUCCAGUCUACGCAGUCUACGCCGACAAAUUCCGUGUCAAUGACAGCUGACAUGAACAUGAGCUCGCCAAGUAGUAUGACAAGUAUUUCAAGCCCUGGAUUUGAGCAACAAAUGCAAUAUAAUGCGAUGCCAGUCUCUUUUCCCGAUUUACCCGCAUGGUCACCCUCUUAUACGACCUCUCAGGCCUCAGACGCGUUCGGCCAGUCAAUUGCCCACCAGCGGUAUCAGAACUCCAUGGAAGAAUUCUCCGGUGCACCUCUUGCGACAGCCGUCGGAGCUUUGUACACCGAUUACCUCGAGAACGAGCAGCCAUCAUGGAGCAUGCAACGAGCUGGCGUUGGGCUGAAUCAGGCGCAACAAUUCGAGCUUCUGGAAAGCCUUCAAACUCACGGACCAGAACAGAUUGAAAUGAUGAUCGAGGAGAGCAACGCAUUGUUUGCGCCAUCAUCGCGGCCAUAUUGA
Diplodia corticola is the source of this 2466-nucleotide messenger RNA. Its product is annotated as fungal specific transcription factor domain-containing protein. Gene Ontology annotation, molecular function: zinc ion binding; DNA-binding transcription factor activity, RNA polymerase II-specific; sequence-specific DNA binding. The record is from RefSeq and is a predicted model, not a curated record. The coding region runs from base 1 to 2466 and encodes 821 amino acids. Gene Ontology annotation, biological process: positive regulation of transcription by RNA polymerase II; DNA-templated transcription. NCBI's taxonomy places the organism in Eukaryota, Fungi, Ascomycota, Dothideomycetes, Botryosphaeriales, Botryosphaeriaceae. The transcript is spliced from 4 exons.